This is a messenger RNA of Calidris pugnax (ruff), 3060 nucleotides long. RefSeq names its product Zic family member 3 (gene ZIC3). The record is from RefSeq and is a predicted model, not a curated record. Gene Ontology annotation, cellular component: nucleus. Bases 26 to 1441 code for a protein of 471 amino acids. The transcript has 3 exons. Gene Ontology annotation, biological process: central nervous system development; regulation of transcription by RNA polymerase II. Lineage: Eukaryota; Metazoa; Chordata; Aves; Charadriiformes; Scolopacidae. Gene Ontology annotation, molecular function: RNA polymerase II cis-regulatory region sequence-specific DNA binding; DNA-binding transcription factor activity, RNA polymerase II-specific.
ACCGACGGCCCCCCCCCCCGCGCCCAUGACGAUGCUGCUGGACGGAGGGCCGCAGUUCCCGGCGCUGGGGGUGGGGGGGUUCGCUGCCCCCCGGCACCACGAGAUGCCGGGUCGCGAUGCCGCCGCCGCCGCUGCCGGGAUGGGGCUGGGCCCUUUCGGGGACUCCUCACACGCCGCCGCCGCUUUCAAGCUGAACGCCGCCCCCCACGACCUCGCCGCCGGGCAAAGCUCGGCUUUUACGCCGCAAGCCCCGGGUUACGCCAGCGCCUUGGGGCACCACCACCAUCAUCACCAUCACCACGCCGGCCAGGUGCCUUCCUACGGCGGGGCGACCGCUUUUAACUCCACCCGCGAUUUUCUCUUUCGGAACCGGGGCUCCGGUAUCGCCGACGCCGCCUCCGGUACGGCGCAACACGGGCUUUUCGGCGGUUCUCCCGGUGCUUUGCACGGGCCCGGCGGCAUCCCGGAUACCCCGCCGGGUUAUCUCCUCUUCCCGGGGCUCCACGAGCAAAGCCCCAACCACACGUCCCCCAACGGGCAUGUGGACAACGGGCAGAUGCACCUGGGGCUACGAGGGGAUCUUUUCGGGCGACCGGAUCCUUACCGGGCCGUCUCCAGCCCCCGCACGGACCCUUACGGCGGCGCCCAGUUCCAUAAUUACAACCCCAUGAACGUGAAUAUGGGUAUGAACGUGGCUGCAGCCCACCACCAUCACCAUCAUCAUCAUCACCACCACGGCCCGGGGGCUUUCUUUCGCUACAUGAGGCAGCCCAUCAAGCAAGAGUUGUCCUGCAAGUGGCUCGAUGAGAAUCAGCUCAGCCGACCCAAAAAAAGCUGCGACAGGACUUUUAGCACCAUGCACGAACUGGUGACCCACGUCACCAUGGAACACGUCGGGGGGCCGGAGCAGAACAACCACAUCUGUUACUGGGACGAGUGUCCCCGGGAAGGGAAGUCCUUCAAAGCGAAAUACAAACUGGUCAACCACAUUCGGGUGCACACGGGGGAAAAACCCUUCCCCUGCCCCUUCCCGGGCUGCGGCAAGAUCUUUGCCCGCUCCGAAAACCUCAAGAUUCACAAGAGGACCCACACAGGUGAGAAGCCCUUCAAGUGCGAGUUCGAGGGCUGCGACCGGCGCUUCGCCAACAGCAGCGACAGGAAGAAGCACAUGCACGUCCACACCUCGGACAAACCCUACAUCUGCAAGGUGUGCGACAAAUCCUACACCCACCCCAGCUCACUUAGGAAACACAUGAAGGUGCACGAAUCCCAGGGGUCGGACUCUUCCCCUGCGGCCAGUUCGGGCUACGAGUCCUCCACCCCCCCAGCAGUGGGUUCCUCCGGCACUAAGGACUCCACGAAAACGCCGCCGGCCGCCCUUCAAAGUAACCCCGGCCACAACCCUGGACUGCCCCCCAAUUUUAAUGAGUGGUAUGUGUGAAGGCAGCCUGCUGCCCCGGCCAGAGACUGGACCAAAUGCGUUGGGAACAAGGAAAAAAAACAAAUCAAAAAAAAAAAGGACAAACUAAGCCAACUGCAGCUUGCUCCCACAGAAAUGGAGUUUCCACACCGACCACCGCGUAGGGCUACACCUAGUUAACUGCCAGGAUCCGGAGGGGGGGGGGUUUGUCUUUUAUUAUUAUAUUAUAAUUAUUACUAUUUUUUGCAAGCCCAGACGCUGGACUAGCCAUGUCCUUUUCUCAGGAUUGGAUUUCUUCUUUCUUUUCUUUUUUUUUUGUUGUUGUCAUUUUUUUGCAGUCGCAGUCGUUUCUUUGAUAUUUUUUUUUUUUUCCUUCCCUGCCCCAGUCCCUCUUCCUCCGAUUCCCCACUGUUUUGUUUUUUUUGUUGUUUUGUUUUGUUUUUAAUUAUUCUGAAUUUGUUUUGCUUUUCCUUCUUCGGUGGGAUGUUGACAUGAGGAUGAAAAUUCUCCUUCGCCUUAGUGGUGAUUGUUUAAACUUACAGUCUUAAACCGUGCCAAAGUCCUGUUAUGUCUUGAACUUUCCUCUCUAGCUCUCCUGCUGCUUCUUUCUCUGCUCUCCUCCUCUUCCUCCUUCUCUCUCUCUCUCUCCAAGCAUUACACUUGUGAAUGUAUUCUCGUCUGAUGGGGUCGGUCAGUAUUUUUCAGGAUGAGGAUGUGGUGUUUAUUCUACCCAGAUUGUGACGUUUAGUAUAACAGUUGCCUUUUUGUAAUAACUUUUUUUUUCUUUUUUUUUUUUUUGUAAAUACAUAUCCAUGAUGCCAUAUUUAUCGUUCGUAAUUUAAUUAUUGAUACAAAGUGCCGGGAACUGAACAAUAUUUAUGGGGGAGAAAAAAAAAAAAAAUUGUUUUCUAACAAAAAAAAAAAAUACAAACAACAAAAAAAAAAUUAAUUUCCAACUCUGUACAGCUUUUGGUUAUAACUGCUUUAGCAUUAAAAGUUUAUUGUUUUGGAAAGAGCCGUUUUUGACCUCCUCCGGGGGACGGGGCGGCCGUGGGGGGGCCCGGGCCGUUGUUUUCGGGUUGUUUUCGGGCUGGCGAUGCCGGGUGAAGCCUCUUUUCUUGGUUUUGUUUUUUUUUUUUGUCCCCUCCCGUCCUUUUCUUUGUCCCCGCCCAACGGCUUGGCUUCCCCGCCGCCUUCCCCCGCCGGGGGAGAGGAGCCCCGGGGCCGCCGGGACCGGGAUGUGGCGGGGAAUUUGGUGGGGGGGGGGUGUCCCCGACGGUAAGUACCGGGGCCGUCGUAGCUCCCACCGCCCCGGGAUAAUAAUUCCCGGCAGAGCCCCCGGGGCAACUUGAUGCUACAGACUUUCUCCGUUAUCAUCUGUUUUUUGGUGGUUUUGUUUGUUUGUUGUUUGGGGUUUUUUUUCCCUUUUUUUUUUCUUUCUUUAUUUCUGACCAGGAUGCGGAAAAGCCUCCCUGUCCCCAGAAGAGAUAAAGUCGUGGAGCAGAAAAUCAUCCCACUCCAGAAACUUCUCCGGAGCAUCAAAGCAGCCAGGGUGAUGGUGGAAACCCGUGUCCCCCCCCCCAAUCUCCCCCAUCCCCAAGCCGAGAGAUGCCCGUGGUCCCUGCCGGGAUGCGGCUCCG